This is a messenger RNA of Coniophora puteana RWD-64-598 SS2, 708 nucleotides long. Its product is annotated as formate nitrite transporter. The record is from RefSeq and is a predicted model, not a curated record. Gene Ontology annotation, cellular component: membrane. The transcript has 10 exons. Gene Ontology annotation, biological process: transmembrane transport; nitrite transport. The coding region runs from base 1 to 708 and encodes 235 amino acids. Lineage: Eukaryota; Fungi; Basidiomycota; Agaricomycetes; Boletales; Coniophoraceae. Gene Ontology annotation, molecular function: high-affinity secondary active nitrite transmembrane transporter activity.
AUGGCCUCUACUGCGAGCACUCUGAAGCCAUCUGAAGUCACUGUGGCUCUCAUCAACCAAGCAGUGACGAAGCACAGGACGCGGUAUGAUAAGACAUUCGUCAAGGCGUUCAUGGCAGGGGUCAUGUUGUCCUUUGGUGGUCUUCUCGAUGUGGUCAUUUCCGGUGGAUCGCCCGGUAUUGCAGCCUCCAACCCAGGAUUGGUCAAGGUGAUGGGCGGCUUUGUCUUCCCCGUUGGACUCGUCAUGAUUGUGCUGCAAGGCUUUGACCUUCUCACAAGCAACUUGAUGACAUUCCCUAUGGCUGUUAUCAAAGGUGCCCUGCCCUGGUGGAGCAUUCCAGUGAAUUGGAUCAUUGUUACUUUUGGCAACCUCGCAGGUAGUCUGUUCUUUGCUGCCAUUCUGUCGAAGUACACGGGUUUGGUUACGGACGCUCCGUACAAUACUUACAUGCAAAGUUUUGCUAUCACGAAGGCUGUCACUCCCCAGUUCCAUGAAGUCUUUCUUCGUGGCAUUGGCUGCAACUGGCUCGUUUGCGUCGCUGUCUGGCAAGCCACUGGUGCAGCUGAAACCUACUCAAAGAUAAUCGCAAUCUGGAUCCCUAUUUGGGUUUUCGUUGCCUGUGGCUUUGAUCACGUUGUCGCAAACAUGUUCUCUUUACCUUUGAGCAUUAUGCUACACGCCGACGUACGUAUUGUUUUGCUUUACUAA